AUGGAUCACAGACCGCAAGCUUGGGGUCGACCCAGAGACGACGUCUACGGCGCCUACGACACCUCCUUCAUGCACAAGAACGGCCCCGCGACGCAUACGCAGCAGCCCAUCGUCACAGGAACAUCUGUCGUCGCCAUCAAGUUCAAGGAUGGCGUCGUCAUUGCCGCCGACAACCUAGCUUCGUACGGCUCUCUUGCCCGCUUUACCAACGUCAAACGCUUGCGCUCUUUCGCCAACGCCUCUGUCGUCGGCUUCAGCGGCGACGUCUCCGACAUGCAGUACAUCGACCGGCAUCUGACGGAGCUCGCUCUCGCCGAGGCAUAUGACUCUCCUGACGCGGCGCGCCUCAAUGCCUCGAACCUUCAUCGUUACCUGUCCAAACUGCUCUACCGUCGCAGAUCCAAAUUCGAUCCUCUGUGGAACCACCUCCUUGUGGCCGGCCUGGACGAUGCCGGUACCCCUUUCCUCGCUGCUACCGACCUACUGGGAACCACGUAUUCUUCCCCCAGUCUUGCCACCGGCUUUGGCGCCAUGCUCGCACAACCCAUAAUGCGUCGCUACGCACCCGACGAGGAGUCAGCGGCAAAACUUACGCGCCAAGAGGCUGUCAAUGUCAUCAAGGAGUGCAUGAAGGUCCUUUUCUACCGAGAUGCCAGAAGCUUGGACAGCUACUCGCUAGCUGUCGUCACCAAAGACGGGGUCGACAUGAGUGAGGACGAGAAGCUGGAAAACCAGAGCUGGGCUUUUGCAGACAGAAUCAAGGGAUACGGAACUCAGACGGUCUAG
Messenger RNA from Ustilaginoidea virens, 786 nucleotides. RefSeq lists its product as uncharacterized. The record is from RefSeq and is a predicted model, not a curated record. Lineage: Eukaryota; Fungi; Ascomycota; Sordariomycetes; Hypocreales; Clavicipitaceae. Bases 1 to 786 code for a protein of 261 amino acids. The transcript has 3 exons. Gene Ontology annotation, cellular component: proteasome core complex.